CGUUGACCUUUGAAUUUCCAUAGCCCAUAUCUUCAGCUGCAGCAGGUAUCUGUGCGUUUAGUUAGACAUACCAUCAGUUCGACUAAGAAUCUAAUCUAGCGGACACGCCUGGGAAGCCAUUAAAAUGAACAAUUCAGACAAACGCAGUGCAAAAAAAUCAAUAGGCAAUAUCGAUAGCCUUAUACAGUAUAUAAGGCUAAUGAUCACUUCGUCAGUUGCUUAUUUAACGUAAUGCUUUGAAAGCCGUGUGCCAUUUGGGACUACUACUGGAGUCUGGAUAUGAAGCUCAUAAACCAGGGAGGAGAAAAUACAUUAUAUUAAAAUAGUAACUGUGAAAUAAAUACAAUAAAGACAUAUUUGCAAAUAAAGACAUAUUUGCAAGUUUCCUGUUGGAUUUGAGAUGUUUGGCGUUACAAGAUUUGAAGGGUUGCUUCGUUCUCGGUCUUUCGCUGGGAAGCAAUAACCGGGCGCAUACUUUUAUUAAUUACAAAGGAAGGUAUUUUUUGUAAAUAUUGAUGACCUACAAACUUAUUGCAAGCUAGUAGCAAUGGUAAAGAGGGCAGCGCAGCGUCCAGACCAAGUGGUCCAUAGUCUGCGUGCUGAGCCGCAGUUUUCCCCGAAGCUGCCGUCACGCCGAUCUAGUGGAAUUAUGAGGUGAUUUCUGCCUCCGGAGAGCUCAGAAAAUGGAUCUGAACUUGUCCACGGUCCUAGACAGCGAUCUGUCGGAGAAGGACUCGUCUACUCGGGUCCUGACCGGCUGCUUCCUCUCCCUGCUCAUCCUGACCACGCUUUUGGGAAACACGCUGGUUUGCGCAGCCGUCACAAAGUUCCGCCACCUCCGCUCCAAGGUCACGAACUUCUUUGUGAUCUCUCUGGCCAUUUCGGACCUGCUGGUCGCUAUACUGGUGAUGCCGUGGAAGGCCGCCACGGAGAUUGUGGGCUUCUGGCCGUUCGGAUCCUUUUGCAACGUCUGGGUCGCGUUCGACAUCAUGUGCUCCACCGCCUCCAUCCUCAACCUGUGCGUGAUAAGCGUGGACCGGUACUGGGCUAUAUCGAGCCCCUUCCGCUACGAGAGGAAGAUGACACCGAAAGUAGCGUUUGUGAUGAUCAGCGUGGCGUGGACGCUGUCCGUCCUCAUCUCCUUCAUCCCGGUGCAGCUCAACUGGCACAAGGCGCAGGCGGCAGCCGGCUUCCCCGAGCUCAACGGAACCUUCCGGGAGCCCCCGCCUGACAACUGCGACUCCAGCCUCAACCGGACCUACGCCAUCUCAUCCUCCCUCAUCAGCUUCUACAUCCCCGUGGCCAUCAUGAUCGUCACCUACACGCGGAUUUACCGGAUCGCCCAGGUGCAGAUUAGGCGCAUCUCCGCCCUGGAGAGGGCGGCAGAGAGCGCCAAGAACCGGCACAGCAGCAUGGGCAACAGCAUGGAGUCGGAGAGCUCCUUCAAGAUGUCCUUCAAACGGGAGACCAAGGUGUUGAAGACGCUCUCGGUCAUCAUGGGGGUGUUCGUGUGCUGCUGGCUGCCCUUCUUCAUCCUGAACUGCAUGGUGCCCUUCUGCGAGCAGGGGCACCCGAGGGGGGGCGCCGACCUGCCCUGCGUCAGCUCCACCACCUUCGACGUCUUCGUCUGGUUCGGCUGGGCCAACUCCUCCCUGAACCCCAUCAUCUACGCCUUCAACGCUGACUUCCGCAAGGCCUUCUCCAUCCUGCUGGGCUGCCACCGCCUCUGCUCCAGCAGCAACGCCAUCGAGAUCGUCAGCAUCAACAACAACGGCGCCGCGGCCCACGCCUGCAACUACGAGCCCAAGGGCCACAUUCCCAAAGAGAGCAACGUCGCCUACAUGAUCCCCCACUCCAUCCUCUGCCUGGACGAGGAGCUCCAGAAGAGGGAGGAGGACCGGGCCGGGAUGAAGGCCCUGGAGAAACCGUCCCCGACCGUGUCGGGGGACUUCGACAGCGAGGCCGAGGUCUCCCUGGAGAAGAUCAACCCCACCACACAGAACGGACAGCACAAGUUAUGAACACUGUGGGGGGAAUAGGCAUCGUGCCACAGAAGAGCGGCUCUCUAUGUUGAGCUUGGUGUCGAUCCGUGCUCAUGUGCAAACGAAGGAGGAAAUAGAUCCACAAAGCGGCUUUGUGGACAGGAAGUGUGGAAUUGUGGUGUUAACUAAUUUCGCUUCACUGAGGACCUUAAAUUCUAUAUAGUAAAACUCUAAACUCUACAGAAAUCUACAGAAUGUUAAAAAAGGCACUUUAUACUGAAUAACUCUGCAAAAUGCUUUCUCCGCUUGUUAAGGAAAGUAAAACUAUAUGUUAAUGAAUUUGUGAACAAAUCAUGAAAAAAAUAUAAUGUAACUUCAAUAAACAAAAAACUAAUGUAAAGAUGUGUACACUAGCCACAUGGCAAAGACAUUAGAAGCCCAUUUGACUUGGAAUCAACAGAAAGUAGAAAAUAAGCAAACAUUUCUUGUAGGUAAGUGCUUUGUGUUGAAAUAUACAUUUUAUUGUGUAUAUUUUGACCAAACAUUAGGUGAAUUGGUGUUGAAUGUUUUGCUUUAAGGUGCAGUCUGUACUUUAUUUUGUAUUUAUUUAUAAUAUAAUUGUACUACAGCAAAUUAUGUUGACUGUUAUUGAUAGUUCUGCUGAUGAUACAAAAUACACUAAAUAUGAGUUUGACCACACAAUUAAUGUAGUCAAACAGCAUCCAUUUUCAAC
Molecule: messenger RNA, 2715 nt
Organism: Conger conger (European conger)
Lineage: Eukaryota; Metazoa; Chordata; Actinopteri; Anguilliformes; Congridae
Gene: drd1b
Product: dopamine receptor D1b
Exons: 1
Coding region: 684-2021 (445 amino acids)
Biological process (GO): adenylate cyclase-activating adrenergic receptor signaling pathway; vasodilation; G protein-coupled dopamine receptor signaling pathway
Cellular component (GO): plasma membrane
Molecular function (GO): G protein-coupled receptor activity; dopamine neurotransmitter receptor activity, coupled via Gs
Source: RefSeq, a predicted model, not a curated record